AUAAAGAAUAGUGAGAGAGAAGAAAGGGACAGAGAAACGCUGGAGGCUGCGAGAAAAGCUCUCACCGUAAGCGACUUCGUUUCGCAGCUCCCGAGGCCGCUGUCGAUGAAAAAACAAGUUCUUUGCGUGGAGGAAGACGAGGAGAGGCGCAGUGGAAAGAGAAAAGAAAGAGUAAAACUCUCCAGUACGCAGUAGGCGCAGUGCGCACCAACGACCUCCACUGUCCAAGGAGUUCACGCACAGCACCAAACACUUUCUCUCUCUACAUAUCUCUCUACUUAUUGCGACCUCCCUUUCGACUUUGAGAUUUGUUUGAACUUACUAUUUGAAUCCGGCGAAUGCGAACGUUAAUCCGAAUCCAAACCCGAACUUGAACCGUAUCGGAGUGUGAAAAUGGAUCCGCCGACGCUCGUCAACGAGUGCUCGUUCCCUAACGCCAAUGCGACGUCGUUUAAUCUCUCGGAGAUCUGGGAGUUCCCGAUGAACGGAAGCGGCGCGAGCGCCGGAGAUUCCGGAGGAGCGUUGGGGCUGCGGGGGCCGAACUUCUCGCAGAGUUUCGCGCAGUUUGGGGACGUCUCGGGCGCGAUUCGGGACGUCUUGGCCGAUAGUGAUCCGAAUACGAUGAGCUUGGACCACCGAGGCAACCACGGCGGCGGACAUGGCGGUGCCUCGAGGAAAAGGCGUGACGCCGACGCCGAGUCUCCCAAAAGCAGUGGCGAUAUUGGCGCGAGUGAUUGUGAUGGGAAACGGCUUAAAGCAUCGCCUAGAUGCAGAGAUGAGAGUGCCCGUGAGUCGAAAGCCGAAGCGGAAACCAGUUCAGGCAAGCCGGCGGAGCCAAAUGCUCAGCCGCCUGAUCCGCCUAAGCAGGACUACAUACAUGUCCGAGCUAGAAGGGGUCAAGCUACUGAUAGCCACAGUCUUGCAGAAAGAGCUAGAAGAGAGAAGAUAAGCGAGAGGAUGAAAAUUCUCCAGGAUCUGGUCCCUGGUUGUAAUAAGGUUAUUGGAAAAGCACUGGUGCUUGAUGAGAUAAUUAAUUACGUCCAAUCGCUACAGCGUCAGGUUGAGUUCCUGUCGAUGAAGCUUGAAGCAGUUAAUACAAGAAUGAACCCCGGCAUUGAGGCGUUUCCUUCUAAAGAGUUCGGUCAACAAACAUUCGAUGCUGCUUCAAUGGCUUUCGGUACACAGCCUCCAAGGGAUUAUAGCCGCGGCAAUUCACCCGAGUGGUUGCAUAUGCAGGUUGGUGGUGGUUUCGAUAGAGCAACAUAGCCUAGAAAACUCGUCUUCAAAUUGGGAAUAAAAGCGCAAAGGGAACGCUUCCUCCUUCAGUAGCUGUCGAAGAAGUAUACUGCAUUAUGUUAAAUCAACGAACAUCUCCAUCUGUUCGUGUGUCGGAAAAUCGAACUUCGAACAUCGUAUAUCAUCCCUAUAGCAGGAUACACAUUCUUCUCCGUAUAAAUACCUAAGCGAAUACCCCGGGGGCAAUUAGUGACGUUCUUGUAAAAGAAUGAUGCUUGUUCUAUAUUUCUUAUGCUCCCACGUCUUGUUUAAACGUUGUUAGAACAUUGAUGAUUUGUUAUUAAGCUGAAACUACAUUAAUUAAAUAAAAUUAAUUAAGCCUC
This is a messenger RNA of Pyrus x bretschneideri (Chinese white pear), 1619 nucleotides long. Its product is annotated as transcription factor BHLH089. The transcript is spliced from 6 exons. Gene Ontology annotation, biological process: regulation of DNA-templated transcription. The record is from RefSeq and is a predicted model, not a curated record. Gene Ontology annotation, molecular function: DNA-binding transcription factor activity; protein dimerization activity. Gene Ontology annotation, cellular component: nucleus. Lineage: Eukaryota; Viridiplantae; Streptophyta; Magnoliopsida; Rosales; Rosaceae. Bases 394 to 1266 code for a protein of 290 amino acids.